CGCGUCUUCAGGAAGCAAACGAGCAGCUCAGAGUAGGCAAUUGAUCCUCAUGAACUUUGUAGAAUGCAACGCUGCAAGCAUUGGCAUAUGCAUGACAGCUACUUGUCGGUUGCGGCCUGGGGACAGUAAACGCCUGUGGCGUCCUUCCCCGCGUAAAGUUACUGGCGGUUGUAAUUCCCCUGCCAAGUUGAUGGGUGGUGUGACCUCUCUCAGCUCUGCUUUGAGGUAUUGACAAGACCUCCCAGGUUCUCCGCGUUUGGAUUGUAGGAGGGAUCAGCGGUCUUGGUUAAGGGAUCAGAGAGUCAUGAUGCUCACUGUUCAUAAGCGAGAUGCCCAUCGUUUCACCGUCUCGUCUCCCUCGAAAUUUUCCAUCAGAUUCGUAGGGAAGCUUUUCCAGCAUCUGACGAUCGCAACGUGCUGGUUGGCCGUGAUAGCUCCCCAAGGGAACUGUCGCUGACAGCAAAACAGAGGCGAAUGGGAACGCCACUUUUGUCAUGGCCUGGUUGGCUAUGCUCCAAAGAGGAUGUCCGGCAAAAGCUUAUGCAUUGACGCAUCUAUUGGCCAGUUCGCUUGCAGCUCAACAGUGACGAUGGGUGAUUGACUUCCCUCCCGUGGCACGCGAGAUCAAGCCCUGGCUUGGUCGAGGCAUCCCUAGCUCAGACAGAGUAGCACUCGCUCUUACCUUUUGCUGCAAGAGGAGAGGAAAGGUCCAUGGAUCGACGUGAACUGGCCUGAUCUCUCCUCCUCUCACAAGAUAUAAACUCAUCUGCUCCCCUCCACUUGGCUAAGUUCCUUUCUCUGUUAAACUACCUACACUAUACACCAAACACUGCUGCCGGACCAUAACAGCGAAGGACAUAUAUUCAAAUCCACCAAUCACCCCAGUGCUCACUCCAAUCACUCCAAAUAACCGUUACCAUGGAUUCCGGUGCUCCUCAGACUGCUCCUACUGGCAACGUCAGCGGCCGUCGCCGAAGCUCAGGCUUCAUGCCAGCCUUCGCCAGCCUCAGCGAACAGAAGCGAGCCGGCGAUGCCAACGCCGCCCGUCGUGCGAGUAUGUCGGACCAACAAGCAAAGGGUGGCUUGUUCAGCCAGUUCUUCCACAACAACUUCGGCAAGAACGCUGCUAAAUAAAUGAAAUGAGAAGAUGACAAAUUGAAGGCAUUGGCACUGUAUUAUUAGUAUCAUGAUGGCGGAUUGCAGGGUGUUUGGGCCGUCUAGUGUUGUUUUGUUCGCGAUUGGUAAUUAGGCUACGGAGAUGCGAAGCCAGUUUAAAUCUUGGAAUAGCACAGCAGAACGAAGUAAUGUGAUCCAACUUACUGCAUUCCUACUUUGUGAAGAAUGUUUCGUGAUCUGCACGUAUAAACCAGAGAUCCAUGCUUCGAGUUUGGUAUAGGAGUUGUGCCAUGCAAUUACACAUUGAAGUAAAUCGUGUUAUUCUCCAAAUCGGAACUGAUCCUUCUGGUGAAGAUAUUUUUACCGUGAGAUGCUGGUUCAG
Fusarium odoratissimum NRRL 54006 is the source of this 1498-nucleotide messenger RNA. RefSeq lists its product as uncharacterized. The record is from RefSeq and is a predicted model, not a curated record. The transcript is spliced from 3 exons. Bases 919 to 1134 code for a protein of 71 amino acids. NCBI's taxonomy places the organism in Eukaryota, Fungi, Ascomycota, Sordariomycetes, Hypocreales, Nectriaceae.